Molecule: messenger RNA, 11040 nt
Organism: Mytilus californianus (California mussel)
Lineage: Eukaryota; Metazoa; Mollusca; Bivalvia; Mytilida; Mytilidae
Product: fibrocystin-L-like
Exons: 31
Coding region: 100-9852 (3250 amino acids)
Source: RefSeq, a predicted model, not a curated record
GCAGGAUAUGUAGAUGUAAAGGUGACAGUUGAUGGCCAUGAAGUAUCAUGCCCAACUAAGUUUUCCUACCUUUCAGCAGAUACACCAACUAUUGGCACUAUGUCACCAACGAUUUUUGAGGUUUUAGGUGGUGGUAUUCUUACCAUUUCUGUUUCAAACUUUGCUUCCAAUGGCACAUUGAAAAUAGGAUCAACAGAUGUUCCCAUAGCAACCAUAAAUGGCACACACAUCACCGCUGUGAUGCCGUCACUUCCUCCUGGGACAUAUGAAGUUUUGGUAUUUAAUGAGAGUAAUGGAGCUGGAGUUCACAGUGAUGGUUCUCGCCCCUCCAUACAGUACCAGCUGUCUAUAACUAAUGUGUUUCCUCGCUACGGGUCAAUGUAUGGGGGUACAAGACUGACAUUGACUGGACAAGGUUUUAGUGCUGAAACUCCUAAAGACAAAAUAGCAGUGUCCAUUGGAAGUCAUAACUGUGGUGUAGAGUCUGUUAGCAGCUCACAAAUUGUAUGUUUGAUUGAUGAAACAGCUGCUGUCAUAAAGAUUAAUAACCAAGGAGUACAUCCACAUUGGGGUAUUGGAUACCAAUGGAAUCCCCUUGUGGGGUAUUUGGAGGCAGGUGACAUUGUUGAAUGGACAUGGACAAGCCAACCAUGGAUUCUUACAUUCACCCAUCGUAUAGAGCAGACAAAGAGUGAAUCAUCUACAGAUAGAGCUUCUGAUGGAUUUAUCAGCAGUACAAAAGGAACAUACAAUGGAAUGUUCCGAUACCAAGUGACAACACCAGGAGAGUUCCAGUAUUGGAGUGGAUACACAGAUUACUAUGAGAUAGUAUACUACAGAGGAACACUGAUGGUUACAGAUAAACAACCUUUUGUUGCUAAUGUAUCAGUGAAAAUAGGAGAACAUGAGGCUUUCUAUACUACCAACUCAGGAAUAUCUGACCCAGUUGAUACCAGUAAUUGUCCAGGAUUAAACAGUUUAACAUGCCAAGACCUGCCAGAUUUAUCCCCAAGUUCCAUUUUCCAAUUUUCUUUUGACAUGUGCCAUAGUCCAACGAUCACCUUACUUGGGAGAGACAAUGCUACAGCUGUAGAUACAGUUACUAUAUUUGGAUCAGGAUUUUCCACAACUGCUUGCAAUAAUGAGGUGACAUUUGGGGAUGCAAAUUGUAUCGUUAAAAAAGCUACCGAAUCUUCUAUUGAAUGUAUGAUUGAUUCAAGUAAUUCACCAAUGAUUGCUGUGAGGCAAGAUGUUGCAGUCCGUGUAAAUAACCUUGGAUAUGCACUGUUAGCAGUUGAAGGUCAGACUGCUCGGACAUUAGUUGUGUUGCCUGUGGUAACCAGCAUUUCUCCAGAAAUGGUUUCGACCAAUGGUGGUGCAGUAGUUAACAUCAUGGGAGCAGGUUUUCAGGGUGACACAUCUGACAUUACUGUAAUAAUUAAUGGAUACAACUGCCCCAUCCAGUAUGUUUCUUACACGGAAAUAAACUGUAUAGCCCCUCCAUCUGGAUUUGGAACAAAGUCCUUAGUUGUUAAGAUAAGUGUAAAUGAUAUGACCAUUCCUGCUGUGUGCGACACUGAAUGCCAGCUAGUCUAUGAAUCAGCAGUAUCGCCAGAAUUGUCAGAUAUUACUCCAACCUCUCUUAACGGAGAUGUGACUACCUUAACAAUUACUGGCUCAGGUUUUUCCACUGUAGUCAGAAAUGCUGUGGUAAAAGUUGGAGAUGUGUCUUGUUCUGUGGAAGCUGUAAAAGACUCGCAGAUAGCCUGUACUAUAACACAUGCUCCAGUGGGGGACUUGGCAGUUGAUGUUGUUAUUAAUGACAAAGGCAGGGCAACUAAAAGCAAAACUUUCUUUGUGACUAGUCAACCUGUAAUAAGUAACAUUUCCCCAACCCAGGGCAGCAUUUAUGGGGGUACAGAAAUUGUUAUCACAGGAAAUGGCUUCAUUAAUGAAAAGACAGUGGUCAGUAUAGGUGGGUCAGCAUGUGAUAUUAAAGAAACAAACUUGUCCAGAAUAGUCUGUGUAACAAGAAGUGGUAGCGAGGGUAAUGCAAGUGUUGCUGUUGUUUCUAACUCCGUUACAUAUGCUGAAUGGAGAUUUGAAUAUUCAUCUGCAGUAACUCCAAUUAUUUCUGUUCUUUCACCACUGAAAGGUACAAAAGGAACCAGUCUAGUUAUAACUGGUUCAACAUUUGGUUCAUCAGAUGGUGAAAAUAAGGUAACAGUUGGGAAUGCUCCUUGCGAGAUAACAUUUUACAACAUGACCAUGAUUGAAUGUACUAUUAGUGAAGGAUCUAUUGGAACAGCAACAGUGUUGGUCAUUGUUGAAGGCUUGGGAGUGUCCAAUAGUGAUGUGCAGUUUGAAUUUGAAUUUGCUGUAACUGGUAUUCAAAAAAGUAGUGGAAGUGUUUCUGGAGGACAGACAAUUACUGUAAUAGGAUCAGGCUUUGACAAUACAACAGAUGUGACCAUUUGUGGAAAGACAUGUACAGCAGACGACAAAGCCAACCAAUCAGCUUCAGAGUUCAUUUGUGUCACUCCUCCAUCUGCAGAUGUAGUUACUGGCACAAAGUCAUGUGAUGUUAUAACAACAGUGGAUGGUGUGCAGAAACCAAUGGGUGGUGGUUAUACUUACAGCCAAGCCUUAACUCCAGAUAUUACCAGUGUAUCACCUGCUAGAGGAGGUACUGGAGGAGGAGUGUUCCUAACAAUAGGAGGAACAGGAUUUGGCAUAGAUAAGUCAGUGGUUGUUGUAAAAAUUGCUGGAACACCAUGUAAUGUCUCAACAGUAACAGAUACAGAAAUUGUAUGUCUAACAGGAAAACACAGUCCAUCUCAAAAGACAAAAGUCUGGGUGGAAAUUAAUGGAAACGGCAUGGCAACACAGACAAAUGCUGAGUUUUUCUAUAUAGAUGUCUGGUCUUCUCCAUAUACAUGGGGAGGUCUGGAUCCUCCUGAAGAUGGUACCCUCGUGGUUAUACCAGCUGGAAACAUCAUACUCCUUGAUAAAAGCACAGCUCGCUUGAAGAUGAUACUCAUUAAAGGUGGUGAACUUGUCUUUGAUGAAAAGGACAUAGAACUGUUUGCAGAUAACAUUUUAAUUGUUGAAGGAGGAAGAUUACAGAUUGGUACUGAGAGUGAACCAUUCCAACACAAAGCAUAUAUUACAGGGACAGCCCACCUACGAACUAAGGAAUUACCUAUUUAUGGUACAAAUUCACUCGGUGUCAGAGAAGGAGUGCUGGAUCUGCAUGGAAAACCUGUACCAGUCGUAUGGACUCACUUAGCAUCUACAGCUGCAGCAGGGUCAAAUACUAUUACAUUAGAAAGGGAAGUGACAUGGCAGUCAGGGGACGAAAUCGUCAUAGCAACAACAGGUGGUCCUAGUUCUCAACGACAGAAUGAAAAACACACUAUUAAAGAAGUAACAGACAUGAAAACAUUAACGUUAGUGAACGCUUUGAAAUACGAACAUUUAGGAGAAAGUGAAACCAUUGGUAGUCAUACUUUUGAAUACAGAGCAGAGGUUGGAUUGUUGACUCGUAAUAUUGUUUUACGUGGUGAGAGGGAUCGCCAGUGGACAGAAAUUAUUCCAGCAUGUCCAAGAGGUUUCAGUACAGGAGAAUUUGCCACCCAAACAUGUUUUCAAGGGCGUUUUGGAGAAGAAAUUGGAAGUGACGAAUUCGGUUUGCAAGUUAUGUUUCAUCCACCAGAACCAAACAAAAACCUAACUAUAGGGAGAGUUUCAUAUGUGGAGUUUACUUAUGUUGGGCAAGCCUUUCGACUAGGAAGAUAUCCAUUUCAUCUGCAUUUGGCAGGUGACAUGUCUUCAACAUACAUAAAAGGAUGUUCUAUUCAUGAAUCAUUUAAUCGAGGUGUCAAUAUUCAUGGAAGUCACAACGCCCUUGUAGAAAACAAUGUCAUCUACAAUACAAAGGGUGGGACUGUAUUUUUAGAAGACGGUAUAGAAACUGGCAAUAAACUACUAUAUAACUUAGUGAUAUUUGUUAGGGAGAGUUCUAGCUUGGUAAAUGAUGAUAUAACACCAGCCUCAUUCUGGAUAACUCACCCUGAUAACUUUGUUGAACAUAAUGUAGCAGUAGGUGGAACUCACUUUGGAUUUUGGUAUCGUAUGCAUACACAUCCUGAUGGUCCCUCUAGCACUACUUCAGUUUGUCCACAAAGAGGGAAGUUAGGAAGCUUUUCCCACAAUACUGCUCACUCCUUUGGAUGGUACGGCUUUUGGAUAUUUACGACAUAUACACCUCGUACAGAUGGCAGUUGUUGGUCAGGAACACCACAGCCAACUGUAUUUGAUAAUUUCUAUGCUUGGAGAAAUAGAAAAGGAGCUGAAUCAGUAAAGGCAGGGGCACUACAGUUUCAUAACUUUACACUUGUUAGCAAUAGUGAAGCUGGUUAUGAAGAAAUUACUCACCUUGAAGGGGAAUGGUAUUCUCAAAAUGGGGCCUUAUUUAAAAAUGGAGUGAUUGUUGGAACAUCAAGUCUUGGUGGAUGUACAGCCAGUGGUAUUUCGUUACCAGACAAUUUUGGAUUUAUGGUGGACGGGACAGAAUUUAUAAACUUUAAUGGUGGCUGUACAGCUUUUUCAGUAAAACAUGCAACUGAUCAUAAUGCACCUGGAGGUUUCCAUUAUCGAACUCAAAACCUUAAAUUUACAAAUGUUGGCCCUACGAAUGGAGCUUCAAUAGCUGAAUUUGAGGCUUCAUUUAUGGACUUGGAUGGGACAGCCAAAACAAACAUUCCAGGAUCUAUAAUUGCACCAACAACAGAUAUGCAUCCUCCAAACUGUACAGAUUUUGAAUUUUUUUCAGCUGGCGUACCAAUGAGUCUAUGCACCAUUAAUGUUUUGAGAUUUUCUUUUAAUAACCUUCAACGAGGGGGACUAUACCGUGGACCAAUUAGGUUUGAAAAUCAGUAUGGGAAUACAACAAUUAAUUGGGAAAGAAUGUAUGUGACUCACCCAUUAGGCUAUAUGAUAAUGAUCUCUACACGUGAGGAGUAUACCAUGCAUUUCGACAACACCAAACUAAAUACCAAUGUUAGCUUUAGUGGUACCUUGACAUUGUUCAAUGCUGAUGAUUGGUUGAUAUUUACCAUUGAACUUGGUGGAACACCUGACUGUGUGUAUGUAUUUGAUAGAGUAUGUAGGAAGAACGGCACAGAGAUGCCACUUGACCCAGAGGAGCAUUUUAACGGUGACUGGUACUAUGACAAAUCUACUGGAGCUGUCAGCUUCCUAGUUUCUCGGAAAGGAAGAGGAUCACUAACUGGUGUACAGUAUAAUCUAAACUUCCAGUGUUUCAAAUGUUACUUCAAGGAUUGUAUUGUGCCACCCAAACCGGAAACAGUAGCACCAGUUGAUACUACACUUGGAGGUGUAGACGAUGCUAUGACAUGGUGGGGACUAGGCCUUAAAAGAUGGUCUGAUCCAACAAUUUGGCCUAAUAACACCAUUCCACAGGAAGGUGAUGAUGUGGCCAUUGAAUGUGGUACAUGGGUGCUAGCAGAUAUUGAGAUACCACCAUUGGGGGAAUUGUUUAUCUGUGGAGUUCUGGAAUUUGACAAUGAGAAUUAUACAGAAGGUUAUAAGAAUUUCACCGUAAACGUGACACGUAUCAUUAUAUAUGGUGGAAGACUUAUUGUUGGUUGGGAAAAGCGUCCUUUCAUGGGCAAUUUUCUUAUAACACUGAGAGGAAAUGCAUCAGAUGAAACAUAUGAGCUUCCAAAUGGUGGAGAUAAUAUCGGGUCAAAGGUCAUUGGUGUUUACGGUGGAUUAGAUUUACAUGGAAAGCCAAUAAAUAUGCCAUGGACAACCCUUAAUACAACAGCUUACCCUGAUGACAGCACUAUCAAGUUAAAUACAGUUGUGGAUUGGGAAGUUGAACAAGAAAUAGUUGUUACACCGACAGGGUAUAGUGCCUGGGAGACCGAAACCUUCCAAAUAACAAAUGUUGAAGAGUCAGAUGGAAUGUCAAUUUUGACCUUGAAUGAUACCAUACAGUAUAGACAUUUAGCCUACAAUGACAAUGGUGUGGAUAUUACAGCUGAAGUUGGCUUGUUAACACGGAAUGUUAAAGUACAGUCUGAAGAUUAUCCUGAUUUAUAUGAAGAGAAAUAUGGCGGACGUUUAAUUGUAGGACAAACAGAGUUCAGCAAAGGAUAUGCACGAAUCUCAAAUACAGAGUUUUACCAUAUGGGACAAGAUGGGAAAAAUUACAGAAAAGUAUAUGAUCCUAGAUUUGCUGUAUCCUUUGUUGAUUCAGGACCGGUCAAUUAUAUAAGACCAUCCUAUAUACGUAAUUGUUCAUUCCAUAAUGGAUUUUCUCCAGCUAUAGGAAUAUUUAAUGCCUUGUAUUUGCCAAUCGAGGACAAUGUUAUACAUGGAAGUCAUUUUUAUGCCAUAAUAACUGAUUCUUAUGGAACCAUUAUAAGAAGAAAUGUUGUAACAAUGACACAAAACCUUGAAGCUGAUCUAUUAGGCGCCAUUUCAGCUGCAGAUGCUACAGAUUUAGUGUUAGAAAACAACCGUGUUUCUGGAUCAGAAAGGGCUGCUUAUGACAUUGCACAACCUUGUAAUGCGUCAUCUUCAAAAUGGUACUCUGGUAAUAUUGGACGCUCUUCUUUGUAUGGAGUAAUAACAACUCAGGCUGAAAUUUAUUGUAAUAGAAUCUGCGGUUUUAUUCUGGUAAAGUGUGGAUAUUAUGGAGUGUAUUAUGAUGGUGGUGUAUCAGUAGUAUUCGAGAAUCUUGUUUUAGCAGACAAUCCAAUUAGCAUAUCUAUAACAAUUACGGGACCCUCUGCCACAUCACAUCAGUAUGCAGAUAAAACUGCCAUUGUAAAUAAUUCUGUCAUAGUAGGGACAUCACCUGUGUUUGAUUGUUAUAUUGAUAGAGUAAAUAAAUCAGAGAAAGGUAUUGAACCGCUUCUGAAAAAAGGUCCAUUCGGACAAAGAAUAGGAAUUCCCUUUGCAACUUUCAGCUCUGGAUCCAAGUCCCCUAUGGCAAUUAGAGGAUUACUUACCAUAGAGAAUGUUGAAUUUAGGAACUUCACAACAGCUUGUUCCAGUAGAGAUAAUGCAAUCACAACCAAUCCUUCAAAUAAUGACGGAGCACAUCCUGUUGAGACAUCAAACAUCAAAUUCCAGAAUGUGGAACGGAAGCACAAAAUUUAUUUUCACAGGCCUAAUCUAGGAUUGAUUAACCCAGCUGACUGUGUAGAUAUGGACUGUGAUGGUUUAAAAAAAGGUUUUCUGAAAGAUUUAGAUGGGACAUUUUUGGGGACACCUGGUACACCUGGAACAAUCUUGCCACAGUCUGAAUGGGAAUGGGACGGUGAUCCACAAAGAGGACUUGGUGAUUACAGAGUUCCUAAAACAAUGCUGACCAUGCUGAAUGGAACUAGAAUUCCCAUGAGUACUUUGGCUCCCAUGAAAGGUAUAAUUCGAGAAAAUGGCUGUGUAUAUGAGAGUGACUGGAAUGCGUAUGUAUGUCGUGAGUUCGAUUAUCUAAUGAUGGUUAUAGAAAGCAUGGAUAGUGACAGCACUAGCAGAAGACUCUCUCCUGUAGCCUUGUUGGGACAUAAUAGUGAUGGUGAAGGAGUCAUUGACCUGAUGAAUGGACCUCAAGAUCAUGGAUGGUGUUCAGGAUAUGCCUGUAAAUCACGCUUGUCAACCUUUCAAGCCAUUGUUGCCACAGGUAAAAAUUAUCAAUUGUAUUUUACCAGUACAUCUCCAAGGUCUUCUCGCUACUUCCUGUUGAAUGCAGAUGACUCACAAGCUGUCCGCAUUGCAGUGUGGUACUCCCAACCCUAUCGAAUGGAUGUGUAUUACCAAAAGAAACUUGUAUUGCCUGUCAAUGGUAGAUUUGGAAUAGACAAUGCUUACAUUUUAAGUCCUCCGCCAGUUGGUAAGCCAUUUGCAUACCAUCCAAAUGCUACAAAGGAUCCAGCUGGAACAAACUGGUUUGAUCGUGAUUCUGGACUUCUUUAUUUUGUUGUAAGAGGGUCAGACCCAAUCAGUAUUGUGACCACUAAACAAAUCAUAGUCAGUUUUAUGUACCCAGCAAUGACAGCAAGUGAUUUCUAUGGUGAACGAAUUGUUGAACUACUUGCUGCAUUUUUCGAUCUUCCUCCCUCAAAGGUUCGAGUAGUUAAUAUUGUGAGUGCACAACAAAAUAAACGUAGACGUAGAAAAAGAUCAACAGAAAGAGAUCAGAUUGUUGUUGAGAUCGGUGAUGUUCCUAAUGAUGAUUUCAACACAACAGCUGAUGAUGCCAUUACAGAGGAUCAAUUACAACAGAUGUAUGCUAAGAUAGUUACUGAAGGAGAAGUUGGAAAUAUCAGUGAAAUUGUAAAUGCCACAGUAUUGGGUCUUGGUGUUGCAGAACCUACUCUUGAUCCCUCUGACCCAAAAUGGUCAAGAGUGACCACUGACGAUGGAUACCGAAUCCUUAUACAAGUUGAUCAUCUAGACUUUGAAACAACCACUCUUUCACAAUAUGAAGGGACAAUAUUCCCCAGGCAACCAAAGAUAUGUGCAUAUGACAAAGGGGGAGAUAAGAUAAAUGACCUUGGAACAGAUUUGUAUCCAUGGAAUAUAACAGCCACUCUGCGACAAGGCACUGGUAAUCCAGAUGGUGUAUUGUCAGGAAACACUACCGUACCUUUUGUUAAUGGGGAGGCCAACUUUAGUAAUCUGGAGAUAAGUCAUCCUGGUAUGGGCUAUAUUAUAGACUUUAACAUGACAGAACCUAUUGAAGCUGAAAACUUAACCUUAGCCUCAGUACCACUGGAUAUACAGAAAAUACCUGUUACAGCAGUAAUUGUAUCUGCCACUGAGGAUGUUUACACUACAGAAAGUAUGGUGAUUCAGAUGGAGCUAAGAGAAGAACUGACAGGGAAUAAACUCGACAAUAUUGGAUGGAGGUCACAUGAAUGGAAUGUUCAAGCAGAUAUGGGAACCCCAGAAUAUUAUAAUGGCUCUUUACAUGCAAGUAACCAGAAAUUUUGGGGUUCUAGCAGUCAGGCAACAUUCUCAGAUUUGACAUUUACAUCAUUUGGAAUGGCUAUAAUUAAUUUCCAUGUGACUACCAAUCCUCCGGAGUACAAUUUUACUAUACCACAUUUUGUCAACGUCAAACAAUUGCAGCACAAGUCUAUGACCCAUGAGGAGACCAAUGAUAUUGUUCUAAAGAUAGAUGGGGAUUAUAACACAGUAGUUGGAUCAGAUGAUCGUUAUGCAAAAGCAAUGUUUGGAAAUUGGUUUGCUGUUAUGUAUGAAGAUUUACAGAUCAAUUCAGUAUCUUUGCAACCAGGGAGUAUUCUGGUAACCCUGAAUGUAUCAGGAAGCCAUGAUAGUAUCAACAGUUCCUUGUAUUCAACAUGUUCUAUGCUCACAGAUGGACAGACAAUAAACUAUAAUGGACAGGCCCUGGAAUUGUCCAAAUACAUGUAUUAUAAUGAUAGUGUAUUUUAUGGAGAGGCAUGUGAAGUUAUCCCAGAUAAUGAUGACAGUUCUGAAGUUCCAAUGGCUAUUAUUGUUGGUUCAAUUGUUGGAUGUGUACUGUUGAUUGUGAUUAUAUUGGUUGUGUGGAGAAUGAAGUCUCAAUCCAAAAACAAAAUACAGGUCACAGGUGGAUUACUUAGUUGUGGGUGUGGUACAGGAUCAAAUGAAAAAGACACAGAUGAAAUUUUGUACAGAGAAAGGUCUUUUAUGAGUGUCACUGGUCCUAAAGAGUCUGUUUCCAGAGACCAGUCUUUUGUCAGUAGUGCACCUAGUUCCACUGAAUUCAAAGCACCAAGAUUAUCACAAGCAUGGAAUAGCAAUUUUUAAUUGAACAUAGAGAGAGAACACUUUGUUUUUAUUGUGUAUGAACAUUACUUAUACUUUACAACUUAUAUACUUUUUAUAUCUCAGUGUUAAAAUAUUAUUCAUAUACAAAAUGUUGAAUCAAAUAAUUUUAUUUUUUUAAAAAAGGGGUAUUUAUUUACAUUGAUGGAUGUGUCAAAUCCACAUUUGGCACCUUUUAGCCAAAUAUCAGGUGGAUUAUUAUGAAAUUUUAACUACUUGACCAGCAAUAAAAUGAUAAUUUUGGAAACUAUGAUACUAGUAUAUGGUGAGUGUUUAAUCUAUCAUGCAAUCAGUUGAUGACAUGCCAUGCUAAUAAAGGUGUACAUAUAAAUUUACAUAUGUUUGUCUCCUGGUGUCCAUCAUUUCUAAUGAGUUCAAAAAUAAAAUUCAAAUACAAUUACAUCAGUUCAAUUUAGAGUAUCCUAAAGUGCAUUCUGCAUCCAAGCAGUCACAAUUUAAGGUAUUAACAAAUAACACAGCUUGAAAUGUAAACAAUUUCAGUUUAUAUUAAAUUGCAGGAUGAAAACAAUACACAUGCAUUGUCUAAAAAUGUAUAAUUCAUUUACACACUAUAAAACAGGAGUUACACUAGGUGACCCCUUUUUUUACCAUGUUUCUAAAACUUGUACUAAUAUGGAAUAUAUAUUUUUAUACAAUGUACAUUAAUUGUAUAUACUGUAUAUCUUUUUAACUUCAAAUUAAUACCUGUUAACUGCAUUUAAUCUUUUUAUGACUUAAAAGUUUAUUCCUUUUAAUUAUUUUUUAACAAUGUUAUAAAAAAAAUCUUUUGCUUUUUUUUGUUGUUGGAGUUAUUGUGCAUUAAUCAUUUUAACAUUAUGAGUUUCAGAUUAUGAUGUGUGAGAAAAUUAAUAAGUGUUGUAUAAAAAGGAAUUCUGAUCUAAAUUAUUAGACUCUUGACUUAAAAUAAAAAGCCCACUCACUAAAUUGUAGGAAAUAGAUUGUACAAAUCUUUGAUUGUGUAGGCCCCAAAACAGAUUUAAGAAUUGAACAGUAUUUUCAGUUUUACUUUAAUUCGUCCAGUUUAAAGAAAUGUUCUGUUAAAAUUGAUUAUCCAGAAACUUGUUAUGGUUUAUCUGUUAUAUUUGACCAAUGUAUUUAUUUUACAUUUUAUGCAUGAAAUAUAUUAUAAAUGUACUAAUGUACGUUCAA